Molecule: messenger RNA, 1482 nt
Organism: Musa acuminata AAA Group (dessert banana)
Lineage: Eukaryota; Viridiplantae; Streptophyta; Magnoliopsida; Zingiberales; Musaceae
Exons: 7
Coding region: 20-1135 (371 amino acids)
Molecular function (GO): zinc ion binding
Source: RefSeq, a predicted model, not a curated record
GCUUCAUCACCAAACUCGCAUGCCCUCCUCCUCCCUCCUCUUCGAGAAGGAGAGAGAGAGAGAGAGAGAGAGAGAGAGAGAGAGGGACGACGAAGAGGUAGAGAAAUCUGUUUUCUUGUCUCUUCAUCCUCCGCCUCGCCCUUCUUUUCACUGUUUCGGUAUACAUAGAGGCAUGGCGGAUCCCGAGAGCUCUUCCCUUCUCAUGGCGCCGAUCCCGGUCCUGGACCCCAACGAGAUCGACCUCGAAGCUGGCCCUGGCGAGCAAUUCCAGUGCCGGAUCUGUCUCGAAACUGAUGGAAGGGACUUCAUAGCGCCAUGCAAGUGCAAGGGGACCUCCAAGUACGUCCAUCGUGAAUGCUUGGACCACUGGCGGUCUGUCAAGGAAGGUUUUGCAUUUUCCCAUUGCACAACCUGCAAGGCUCCAUACUAUUUGAGGGUUCAUGUUCAUGCAGACAGGAAAUGGAGAACCUUGAAGUUCCGAUUCUUUGUUACUAGGGACAUACUGUCUAUAUUCGCAGUUGUUCAACUCAUAAUAUCUUUGUUGGCAUAUCUGGUCUUUCUGGUUGAUAGCUCUCAAAACAGUUGGUUGCGGUUGGCUUGGGGUUUUGACAGCAAAAUUAGUUUCUACUAUGUAUGUGGGGCACUAUUAUUUUUCGCGCUGCUUGGGUUAUCCGGAUGCUUUAUAACUUGUUAUGAUCGACGAGUGCGCAAUGAUUUGGCUCAGCCAUGUCGAGAGUUAUGUCUUUGUUGUUGUCAACCAGGUAUGUGUGCCGAUUGUCAUCUGCCUGGCACCCUCUGUAUGUGGACCGAUUGUACCACAUGCUUUGAAAGUUGUGCAAGUACAGCAGGAGAAUGUGGAUGCUUGGGAGGGGCUGGCGAAGCUGGUCUACCGUUGCUUUUUAUAAUAGGAUUAAUCAUUCUUGGGCUGUUCACCAUUAUUGGCAUAUUUUACAGUGUUCUCGUGGCAACAAUGGUCGGCCAACGAAUUUGGCAGCGUCACUAUCAUAUACUUGCUAAACGGAUGCUAACAAAAGAGUAUGUCGUGGAGGACGUUGAUGGCGAGGGCACUGAUUGGUGCCCGCCACCCCUUCCAGCUGAGCAUGUUCAGCAGCUAAAGACACUUGGACUCCUGUAGUUUCAUCUUGAGAGGCAAAUAACCGUUGUGCUCUAGAGAUGAAAUGGAAGAGACAUGUGAGAGCAUCUGGUAGGCAGUCUUUUUCCCAUGGAAACGAAGUCUAUAUUACUCUAUCCUCUCUACGAAAAGUGUAUUUCCUACCUCUAUAUUGUAAAUGUCCACCAGAUGUAGCAUCUUCAGUUUUUCUAUUACACCAUCAUCUUCAGAGAGUUCCAAGCAUGGCUCAUGCUUGCUGGUCUUUUAGUAUAUAUGGUUUAAGAAGAUUGUGAGAAAGAUUUGGUGGCAUUGAAAAACUAUGUAAAUGAUUAAGAGUUUGUUUCCACAUAUUGGAUAACUCUUUGUCAUAA